This is a messenger RNA of Sus scrofa (pig), 1025 nucleotides long. RefSeq names its product calcium binding protein 5 (gene CABP5). Gene Ontology annotation, molecular function: calcium ion binding; calcium channel regulator activity. Gene Ontology annotation, cellular component: cytoplasm. The record is from RefSeq and is a predicted model, not a curated record. NCBI's taxonomy places the organism in Eukaryota, Metazoa, Chordata, Mammalia, Artiodactyla, Suidae.
UCACUGCUCUAAGGGAGUCGAGGUGACUGAGGGAGAGGUCAGGAGAGGUGGGAAGAGCUGGUGAAGGCGUGGUGGAGAGAAGGAGGCCGAGCCAACACAGAGGACGGGAAAGAGGGGAAACAUCCUGCGAUCGGCGCCUGGUGAGCCGUCGUGCCCCCUCCAUGCAGUUUCCCAUGGGCCCCGCCUGCAUCUUCUUAAGAAAAGGCAUCGCUGAGAAACAGCGGGAAAGACCGCUGGGACCAGAUGAGAUUGAAGAGCUCCGGGAAGCAUUUCUUGAGUUUGACAAGGACCGAGAUGGGUUCAUCUCUUGUAAGGAUUUGGGGAAUCUAAUGAGGACGAUGGGUUACAUGCCCACGGAGAUGGAACUGAUUGAACUGGGCCAGCAAAUCCGCAUGAACUUGGGCGGCCGCGUGGACUUCGACGACUUUGUGGAACUCAUGACCCCCAAACUGCUGGCAGAGACGGCUGGGAUGAUCGGUGUCCAGGAGAUGCGCGACGCCUUCAAGGAGUUUGACGCCAACGGAGACGGGGAGAUCACGCUGGGGGAGCUGCAGCAGGCCAUGCAGAGGCUCCUGGGAGACAAGCUCACUUCCCAGGAGAUCUCCGAGGUGGUCCAGGAGGCCGAUGUUAACGGAGAUGGCACUGUUGACUUUGAAGAGUUUGUGAAGAUGAUGUCUCGCUGAGGAGGUUCUGGAAUCCCGGUCACUCUCUACCUGGUUUAGAGCUGGCUGAUCCCCCAGGGGCUUAAUCCUCCUGGAAGUGACAUCAUGCAGCAGAGAGAGAGGACCCGCCUCUUCAAAUCCUCAGCUCAGCCAGGGUCACUGCCAAGCCAUUCCUGGCAGCCCCCUGCCUCUGCGUCUGUCUGCCCUGGGCUGCUCAGGGAGUUUCCCUCUGGUAGAAGGGAAAUUGGUUCCACCCCUCGCAUCCUGACCCUGAACUGUGCUGGGAAAGACACAUUCCUCCUCCCCUCGGUCCGGAGCAGAUCACUCCGGAACGCAAAGUUCUCCAAAUAAAGAGUUCAUUGC